Molecule: messenger RNA, 1304 nt
Organism: Phyllotreta striolata
Lineage: Eukaryota; Metazoa; Arthropoda; Insecta; Coleoptera; Chrysomelidae
Source: the annotation of a GenBank genome assembly
AUUUUAGGUUACAUUGUGAGGAAAAUACGAAAAUUUCACUUUUACAAACAAAUUUCACUUUUGUUUUUCACAAUGGAAACACCCGAUUUAAAAACUGCAAUUAACCGACCCUUACCGAGUAGAAUAUUAGAUCUCCCAAGAGAGAACCACAAUCAAUCCUUGGAUGGCAUUAAAAACAUGCUAUUUAAAACUGUACCAAAGGUGGACAGACAGAAUUUCACGGAGACCUUGAAAUGGAAGCUUAACAUAAGUAAAUUUUCGGUGAAAAAAAUUUCGAAAGGCUGUAAGAAGAAAAAACCGUAUCUUACGAGGGAGCAAAGGAAAAAAUUAAAUUUAGCAAAACUACCAAACGAAGGAUGGAACUACAGUGAAUUAGAAAACUUAAGACAAAUGUGGAAAAGUUACAUGAUCGAGAACCUAAAUAUAAUAGGCAAGCCUCUUAUAAACCAUUUAACGCCUAACUGGGCAGGUUUCAGCGCCGUAUUUGCCAAAUCAGAAUUAAUAGGCGCAGAAAUUACUGUAGUCAGAUCAAAAAAUCCCAAUUUAAUCGGAUUAACAGGCACCGUUGUGUUAGAAACCAAAAUGACUUUCCAAAUUGUCUCCCCGGAUUCUAAAUUAAAAAAGAUCCCUAGAUGGUGUACGAAGAACACAUCUAUCAAAGGCCACGCCACAAAUAAAUCUGCAAACAAGUUGCAUGCUCCGAACUGUAGGAUUCCCCGAAUAGAAACGAGAAUAGCGGAAUCCCGGCGAGGCGACCGCAAGACGCGGCGCCGUGUCUUAGGUCAUGGAGGCGGUGGUGCAGCCGAUCCCGCUGGUGGCGGUGCCCGCCUAAAUGGCAGGAGAUGUUCCCGUGACGUCAUGAUGGAUGCGUGCCGAGUUAUGUUUUCGGUCUCAGUGUGCUGUUCGCUGUAUUUCGGCGAGGCGGCUGCGGCGGUCGCCCCUUUUGCUCUUUGAACGGUGAAUUGUUUCAUUGCCGGGCGGGUUUUCGCGCGCUUUCCCCGAACUUUUCUUCGAGUUUUUCGCCAGUCGCCGCCGUUUGGGUUGUUCUCUGUGUCUGUUAGAAGAUAUUUCAAACGAUUCCCGUUCCGUUCCGGCUCAUCGCACAUCGACCGCUCGAUGGGAUACUUGGCGAAUAAUCCAGACGCGGGCCAGUAAAGCCGAGGAAAAUGGAUUGGAACGGUACUUUGCUCGCCGGCGGCCUUUUCGACUUCAACGGCUCUUCGCCGGACAACGUCACAGCCGACGCCGUCGGCGUCGUGCCGUCGACGCCGACGGCGUCGUGGCCGUCGUGGUACGAGGCCGGC